Phaethon lepturus (White-tailed tropicbird) is the source of this 1175-nucleotide messenger RNA. RefSeq names its product nucleoporin like 2 (gene NUP42). NCBI's taxonomy places the organism in Eukaryota, Metazoa, Chordata, Aves, Phaethontiformes, Phaethontidae. Gene Ontology annotation, molecular function: nuclear export signal receptor activity. The annotation marks the transcript as partial. The record is from RefSeq and is a predicted model, not a curated record. Gene Ontology annotation, cellular component: nuclear envelope. The transcript is spliced from 6 exons.
GUACUAACAGAGGAGGAGGAGGAGGAUGGGGUACCACAAACCAGAGAUACACUAAUGUAAUCCAGCCAUCUACUUUUAAGUCUAAUACAUGGGGUGGCAGCAGAGAUCAUGGAAGAGGAUUUUUCGGCUCCUCUGAUUUUGGAUCAUCAGGCGGCGGCAGCAGCAGCAGCAGAAAUGCAGACUUUUCGCAGAACAGAUUCUCUGCAUUAACAAACAAUCAAAAUAUUGCUGAUGGCUAUAAAGAUGAAGAGGAGAGACUUCUCGAAUGUGUAGUGAAAGACAUGGAGAUCUGGGAAUCUUCAGGACAAUGGAUAUUUUCAUCUUAUUCACCAAUGAAAGAAAAGCCAAAUGUCUCGGGCUUUCCAGAUUUCUCACCAGAAGAGAUGCAUCUGGAGUAUUAUAACUGCAGAGCAAACAAUGACAUUCAGAACUAUAUAAAUUCUGUCCAACAGUUAGCAAAACAGUGGAAAAAUCGGCUGCUUCAGUUGAAAGCUUUAAAUGCAUCAACAAAAGCAGCUUUGCUGUCUGAACUAAAGAACACGGUCACUCAACCAUUGCCUGCCUUUGGGUUUGGAGGACAGCAACCAUCAAGCUUUGGGUUGUCAAGCUUUCCUGUGAGCAGCAGCAGUAACAGUGCUAGCAGUUUCUCUUUUAAAACAAGUUCCAGUCUCAUCAGUGCAUCAUCUGGAAACACCCCUGCUUUUGGGAGCUCUUCUGCUGGUUGUAAUCCUCCUGUAUUUGGUGUGACGACCCCUGCUAGCGUAUCCCAUCCUGUUGGUUUUGGCAGCCUAGCGGCUCCAUCUGCAGCCUCCUUCUCGUUUAAAACUUCUGAAACAACUAGUGGGUUUGGAGCUUCUGCAUUUUCAGGGUUUGGCAAUUCCUCUGCUGUGAACUCUUCAAGCACCACUCCGCUUACAGCCUUUGGAGCUUUUAAUGCAGCAGUAGCAGCUUCUCCCUCACAUUCAAGCAGUACUUUAUUUGGACAGACUGCUGGUGCUUCUGGACAUAACAUAACAUCAGUGUCUUCUGCAGUCACAAACAAUACUACAUCAGAAAAGUUAUUUACUCCACAGAGCGAAUUAUCAGCUGAAGAGUUGAAACAAUUCGAAGCAAAGAAGUUUACGAUGGGAAAGAUUCCUCUUAAGCCACCACCACUAGAGCUUUUAAAUGUCUAG